This is a messenger RNA of Camponotus floridanus (Florida carpenter ant), 2257 nucleotides long. RefSeq names its product thyrotropin-releasing hormone receptor. Gene Ontology annotation, biological process: G protein-coupled receptor signaling pathway. Bases 488 to 1912 code for a protein of 474 amino acids. NCBI's taxonomy places the organism in Eukaryota, Metazoa, Arthropoda, Insecta, Hymenoptera, Formicidae. The transcript has 5 exons. Gene Ontology annotation, molecular function: G protein-coupled receptor activity. The record is from RefSeq and is a predicted model, not a curated record. Gene Ontology annotation, cellular component: plasma membrane.
CCAAUCUUUUGUCAUUCAUCUAGCAGGUAGCGCGAUAUUUUCCGUAUUCGGAAAAAGAAAGGAAGGCAUUUUUUUAUCGAAACAAUAUUGCUUAUCACGCGCGAUUCGAACGUAAUAGUGCGCAGAAUAUUGUCGUGUUCGUGUCGACAAUUUUAACGAAUCUUCAUCAAACACACCAUACACGCAUUCUCAUUCAAUAGGUUUUAUCGGCGUAAGAUAUACGUUAUACUGGAAAUUUCCAUCGGACAAUCAUUUUGCUGAUGGCACCCGUGAUUCAAGCGUUCAGUGCAACUCUAUAGCCCACAUUGGCUUGGUCUGUAUCAACAACGUCACACCUACGAGCCUGGAGAAUGGCCAAUAUUAUUGCGACGUGCAUUACGCGCUGAUGCACAUCGCAACCGAUCGCAUCCAGGUUUCUGGAGCAAUCAAGAGAAUCAUCGAAGAGAAUUUCCUUUGUCUAUUAAUGUGAUCUCGUUAUAGUGCAACCAUGUUCGCGUUUCACGAACUAUCGAGUAGAGUUUCGAGAGAUCAUCAAAUAUCGACGACAAUUGGUGAUAUGUCUCCGCGAUUCCGAAGAUCGGCGUCGCCAACAGUUUGGCCGAACCGGACGACCUACGAUUAUGGAAACUAUAGCUUAGACAUGUUUUCUGAUAUGGACGAGGAAUUGGAUGGAAUCUGCACCUCGCUAUACGUUCUCCUGGAUUUUUUCCAUGUGUAUUACAUACCGGCCAUUAUUCUAUUGGGCUUGGUAGGUAACCUGUUGUCGUGCGUAGUCUUCCUCAAGACGCAUCUGAAGCUGCGCAGUUCCAGCUACUACUUGGCCGCAUUAGCCACUGCUGAUUUCGGCUUUCUCAUGUCCCUGCUUCUGGUGUGGCUUAAUAGCACAGUAGGCUGGAAAGUCUUUAACAAUGACGGCUGGUGCGAAACAUUGGUGUAUGUGAGUGCGGUUUGUAGCUCGCUCAGCGUUUGGCUGAUCGUCGCUUUCACCGUCGAGAGAUUCAUCGCCGUUCAAUAUCCACUCCAUCGGCCGCAUAUGUGCACCGUAGCGCGAGCAAAAACGAUCAUUCUGGUGUUGACGAUCUUUGCCCUGGCUAGCCACUCGUAUUCUUUCGUCACUGCCGGGGUGGUGAAAAAUCCGGACGGCUACGAGGUGUGCGAUUUGAGGAUCGAAUAUCUGGAAACCAUGCGGAUUAUCAGCAUUAUCGACAGCAUAGCAAGCCUGAUUGUGCCACUUGUACUCAUCAUCGUGAUGAAUACUAUGAUCAUGAGAAAUCUCCUCAAGUUUGGCAGGCGAUUCAACCAGGAGCCCGGUUACACCGCUAAUUGCGCCAAUAGGGAGAAGGCCGAUAUCAAUCUCAAUCAAAUCCCGAGUGGUAACAGUAGUAAUAAUGGUGCUGGUUAUAUAAACAUGGUUUCGCUCGUGGGUGCAAAUGGAACGCGGAGACCACCUUCCCAGCAAUUGUCCUUCCACUCGUCUAAAAAUCAUUCUCGACAUCAAUCUGCAUCUGUCCCGCCAACACCGCGAAACGCUUGCCAGAUGACUGAAAUAGAAGCUCCUUGUAUACACGUUAUGUCUUCUCGGAAUCUUGGAUCGACCAGAUUUAAUCAAGAAAGCAUCACAAAAAUGCUCGUACUCAUUAGCACAGUCUUUAUAUUACUUAAUUUACCGAGCUACGUAAUUCGCCUAUGCGUGUUUUUUUUCACCUUGGCAAGGAAGAACACGCCAGAGACGCUUUGGUGUCUACAGCAAUUCUUCAUGCUGCUCUACUACACGAAUUUCAGCAUCAAUUUCUUGCUGUACGCUAUGUGCGGCAUUACGUUUCGCCGUUGUCUGGAGCAGAUACUACGUAGGAUCAUGAAGAGCAUGACAUUGUAUCAUUGCAAUUCACAGAGGGAACCAAUAAGUCCGUGAAAUGUCCACGCUCAUUGGAUCAUCGUUAAUCUGGUGUCUGUUUCCAACUGAGAUUUCGGAUGGCUUUUGCGGUAAGCGGGUCCAAAUCCAAGAUGAUCCUGUUUGCGAGAUGGGCUUGAAAGAACGCAUCGUUUCGCAAAACACGUGACGUGAACAUUAUAUUUCACGUCAAUGAUGAGAUGAUUUAUUUGGUAAAACAUUCGUUAGGAAAAAUCAUCGGUGUCAAAAAUCCGAGCGAUAUCAAGAUAUUUGACUGACAGAGAAGGACCACAGGAACUUACAAGGAACCUGCAUGUAAUUAUAUAAACUCACGUUUGCUGUGUGAGAAUAAGAUUCUCACAAGUU